This is a messenger RNA of Aspergillus pseudotamarii, 460 nucleotides long. RefSeq lists its product as uncharacterized. The record is from RefSeq and is a predicted model, not a curated record. The transcript has a single exon. The coding region runs from base 221 to 424 and encodes 67 amino acids. Lineage: Eukaryota; Fungi; Ascomycota; Eurotiomycetes; Eurotiales; Aspergillaceae.
GGGAAAUGCAGGAUAAGGGGGUUAUGGAGAGGGUGUGGAUGGGUGGGGAGACGGAGGGAUGGAAGGAGAGGAGAUUGAGGGAGGAGCAGGAGGCGUUGGAUUCUGGGAAGGGGUAUGGGGAUUUGAUUAAGGAGCAUAUCUGGGAUGUGUGGACUUGGGGGAAGAAUGAUGGGGAGGGGAAGAAAGAGUGAGGUUUUAUUUCUGUGCACAAUUGUAUAGUAUGUGUGUUGCAAGCAUCUUGGAUGGGCGUUUGGGGCUUACUUUACUGACUUUGUGGAGCGUUGGAUAUGGGUCUUUUUGUAUACUAUGUAUAGUAUGGUUAUGUGUGAUAUGUGAUGGUGUUUCUCCACUUAUUGUCACUCUACUGAUGGGUUCUGUUGUAGGAGUUAGGGUUGGAAAGGCUGAGGGAAGGCAUAUUUGCUAGCCUAGCUUGUGAGCAGCAUAACUCCUUUGAUGGAGU